AUGUCUCCAAAGCCUGAGACGGUGCGAGCACUAUUCGCGCCAUUCCCUAAUUACAGCGGCAUCCCCACAAUCAAUAUUUACAGCUACGAAGUGCCUCUGCCCGCCUAUUGGCGGAUCGCCGAGCUCCUGCACGAUGGCAUCCCAAAGCAGCAGGUCGUUCAACUCAUCGUUUUAGAUGGCGGGAUUAAAACCCGGCGGUCCGUGGAGGAAGUCAUCACCGCAAUCACGGACAACCACCGCUUAAUGACCGCGCACGCAUCGAAGAGAACCACCGAAGCUGCUGUGGGGAACGGUUCCAAGGCGAAUAGGUCGAGCAAUAGACUCAGCACUCUACUGUUGUCCACGAAUGCAGAGUCUCACCUCGAGGAAUUCAAGCCACAGGAGAAGCAGCAGCUCAGCACGACAUUGGCGCUUGCACGCCGGAAAGAGAAGCUCGGCCGCACCGGUGUGGUGGACGACGAAGACGAGAGGAGGCGAACGAUCGCUGCCAUCGAUUAUGAAAUCAAGAAGACCUUGCAGCGCCACGCGGAGAUCGAGACCCAGAUCGAGUAUGCGAGAAGGCUGACGGUGAUGAGAUGA
Messenger RNA from Exophiala aquamarina CBS 119918, 579 nucleotides. RefSeq lists its product as uncharacterized. The transcript has 3 exons. The record is from RefSeq and is a predicted model, not a curated record. Bases 1 to 579 code for a protein of 192 amino acids. Lineage: Eukaryota; Fungi; Ascomycota; Eurotiomycetes; Chaetothyriales; Herpotrichiellaceae.